Molecule: messenger RNA, 2837 nt
Organism: Belonocnema kinseyi
Lineage: Eukaryota; Metazoa; Arthropoda; Insecta; Hymenoptera; Cynipidae
Product: calcium-binding protein P-like
Exons: 4
Coding region: 16-804 (262 amino acids)
Source: RefSeq, a predicted model, not a curated record
CGAAGCCAACGAACCAUGAAAGCACGGUGGUGGUGCAGCAACGCUCGCAGUGCCCAUAUAGAUUGUCGCGUUGCACGCGGUCGUCAGUUUUCUAAGGUUCCUAUUGAAAUCAUCAUCAAGUCGUCACCAAAAGUCACAAUGAGACUAUUCCAGGUUCCACUGUGUACGCUGAUAUCGUUAUGUACGGCACAAGUUCUAUACACAGAGGUGAAUCAGGAAGUUAACCAGAAAACCGGUCUAGGUCACGUUCGAGAAACAAGGCAAGCUCAACAAACAAAUUAUAGACCUUACUCGCAAGCACCAGCGCAGAUAAAAAAUUUGCUUCAAUAUCAGCAAGCUCGUGAGCCAAUAGUGAAUAUUCCUCAACAAGCUGUGCCACAGUUGACUCCUGGCCAAGGUAAUCAAGGAGGGCCUCAGGUACAGACAGUAGCUCCAGGUACAGGAUAUCGUCCUAAUGUGCAAUUUGGACAGGCUCCUCAACAGCCAACAUAUAAAAAUUCUCAACAUCCAGCCUAUAAUCCUCAGCAAUCAGCCUAUAAUUCUCAGCAGCCAGCUCCAUAUGCACCGCAGCAACAAGCCAAUCUACCACAGCAACAAGCAUAUGCUCCUCAGCAGCCAGCAUAUAGACCACUUCCUCAACAACCAGCAGCUCCAGCUUACAAUCCUCAAUAUCAGCCACAAGCAGCCGCUUACAAACCUCAGCCAAUCUCAGGACCCCAAGGAGAACAAAGGCCUAACUAUUCGAAAAAUAUUCCUCCAGAGAUUCAGCAAUUGAUUCAAGCUCAACAAAAUCAACAAGGUUAAAAAAUGUCACUUAAAAAAAGACACUUUAAGGUGAGUAAGAAAAUGAAAUUCCUUCCAAUUAUUGUUGCAUAAUGCUGCAAUAAUUGAGUCAGUCAUAGAAGCAUAGUAUUAGUAUAAUUAAUUAUAUUGUAGUAUCUUUGAAUGCUUUCAACACAUCAGAACUCUGGUUAAUUUGUGAAAUAAAAAACCUGUUGAUACCACGUAGGAUCGUUUUUAUGAUGUCAGAAUAUAAAAACAUUGGUGUACAUUUUUUCGAACUUAAAACAACACAGAAUUUGACAUUUUGAUGAUUGAGCCCAUAUUUUAAAAUGCUUGAAAUGUGUAUUGAAUGGUAGCAAGUCAGAAGUAUUAAAAAAUAAUACUUUUUUGCUUAAUUAUUUACUGAAUUAUAAACACGGGAGGUAGGUGUGCAAAUAUGGAUCGGGUUGCAGAAAUAUAUAUUUUGUCACUUGAGGAAUCAGGAUAUCAUCGCACCACCGCAUCAGUGGUUCAGUGGUCCUUCUCUGUCACCGUUCUCCAAUGUAGCAAAGCUCUCCCUCCAGGUUGAAAACCCCCUCUUCAAUCUCUCUUUUAACUAUUUUUCUCUGAAUCUUUUCACCGUGUCAGUUUAUCCUGCGUAAAAUUACACGUCAACCCGCCCCUGCGUCUGUAUGGCUGCAGUCACCACCACCAACACCAUUUCACCUAUCCCAGAUUUCUAGUGUAUUCCUGAAUGACUGUAUUUAGGGUACCCUCUCUGACAAACAGGGAAGAUUAGCGAGUCCAUUAAAGUCGCGGACUCUAUUAUCCAUAGGGUACAGCCAGGAUGACAUCGAGUUGCAUUGGCGUAGCCGUAGAAUUUUCCGCUAUGACUGUGGAACAAACUGCUAUUCAGUCGAACUAUCUCACCCUACUAUAUCGAAUAGAAUAACAAUUAACUGUCCACUCUGCAUCUUAACAACUGUUAAUUUCCAUUAUUAAUUUUUAAACAAUUCUUUUGUCUUAAUCUUGACUCUUUUCUUGUUUAUUUGACAAUGAUGGCUCCUUGAACUUUCUUAUCUUAGAACCCUUCUUAUACAGCGAUUCGAAAGCGAGAUAUGUCAUUUUACAUUGAAGAUGAAUAAGUAGGCCUAAGUAUUUUUUUGUCGUAAAAAAUGAAAAAUUCCGCUUUCAAAGCCUAUGGACUAUUAGACGCUGAUCGGCACUGUGCGGUGCGGCGAAAGGCAGAUAAGAUCGUUUCUUUGCGGAUGUUUUGGGAUAGAGAUGAGUUUCCCGGUAAACGGGGCCUAGCGCGGCCCGCGCCACUGCAGGCAGGGGGUCACGGAGGCAAAUUACAAAGGGAGGAUUAUACGAGCAGCUGGGCUGGCCUAAACAGCAACCGUCUCUUUUGGGUCUCGCGAUGCUAGCCUGCAUCCAUCCUGCAUCCUGCAUCUAUGGCCGCUCAAGAGUACCUCUUUUGUCCUUGAACGGCAUUGGUAACAUAAUUAUUGAAGUUAUAACAAGCCAAACCCGAGCUGUCGCUUCUGAAGGGGUCGCAUGUGACGAGUGGUAAAUCACCGAUACCACGAGACUUAAGUGGAUCAGCGGCACGAUAAAAUUCUAAUGUAUUAAUCACUACUUGUACUUUUUGUACUAGUUUAUUUAAUAAUUUUUAUAAUUAAUUUCUGCAAAUAUAAACUAAAUUUCAAACAUCAGAUGAUUUGACCAUAUUUUGAUUCAAAAGGCUCUAACUGCAAGAUUAGUUUUUACUUUCAUCUUGCUUAACAGAUAUUAGGUACGUUAAGUAUUUUUUCGCUAUAGCGGUGCGGUUUUUUAAAAUACAACUGUGAUUACGGAAUAAAUAAUUUUUGCUAAAAAUAUACGUUUGAGAGAUGAGGUUAAUCGAGGGUUAGAAAAAAAUAGCUGUUAUUACUGGACCAAUUUUCAGUUGAGAUAUCAUUUGCUACCAACUUGUAAUUGCCACCUAUAUAGUAUGCGAAGAUCAGCUACAUGAUGAUUAGAAAAACUGUACAAAACACUGUAUUGGAUAUCAAUUUUUACUAAAUUUUUUGUAA